AAUCAACUCUGUGAGAGUCAACUCAACACUGGACUUUUUACUGUGUAGCCGACCUGACUCCGGUCUUUGCCCCGGUGUGCCGCCCGCUGGUUCCCGCCCUGAUGUCCGCUCAGGGUCUCGCAUCCUAACCACGUGUGGUCAUAUUAUUAGGCACAGCAUUUUCUUGUACAUUUCAUUCUGGUUAGACGGGAACGUUUGUCAUUAUAAGGAGAAGCCGGAGAGGGGGUAUUUACUUCCAGAGUACGUUGUUACUACGCAGCUGUACUCUGUAUCUCUCUGCUCAGCUGGACCUUCAGGUGAACCUGGGUCCUCCACUUGACUUUUCUCCCCGACUAAGUCUAGUUACUGUUAGCUGUUGCUGUUCAAUCUGAACCUGCAGCCUGGUCUUCGUUGUGGUGCCCUGGUGAGGACUCCUGCCCCGGACACACUGGCUGUUUCCUGCACCUCGGAGUGUCGUGUACUGCAGACGCAACAGAAAUCGGCCGUAGCUCGGUUUCUUUUCUCUGGGACACUUCUCUGGACUCGGGGAUCAAGGAAAUAGACGUAAAUCUGAAGUAACAGUAAGUGCGAUGCAGGUUGUGUGUCCCCGUGACAGCAGUUCGUAGACACGCAGCCCGACGUGUUCGUCCGGUUCACCUACACCCGAGAGGCGUCCUCGCCCAAUCAGUCUCCGUGUCCAACACGCACAGGUCUCACCAUGAGCUGGUCGGUGUCGACGCAGCCUCUGUCCCACGAUGUCUCCUCCGAUGGAGCUGAAUGGUCGACUGGGAUCUGUGACUGCUGCCAGGACAUGAAGCAAUGCUGCUUUGCAUUCUGGUGCUGCCCCUGCUUCGCCUGUAAAACCACCAGAGAGUUCGGCCAGUGUCUAUGUCUCCCUCUGCUGGACAUCUGCAGCUGCGCGCACCCCGCCACCAUGUCCGUCCGGCUCGCCAUCCGCCAGCGCUACGGCAUCAGAGGCAGCUUGUGCUGCGACUGUGUGCACUCCACCUUCUGUACGGCCUGCGUCUGGUGCCAGAUCUCCACAGAGAUGAAGAAGAGGACGCUCCCCACCGUGUUCAGUGACGUAUUCAGCCUAGGAUGACGUCAUUCUGGAUCCAGGCUUCAUCCGGUCUCUGGUUAAUGGAGUGUUUACAUGUUUACUGUCCGUCUAAAGUAAAUUUUUGUGUACUUGUUUUUGACAUUCUUGUAUUUUCUGUAAUAUUUGUCACACUUUUUAAUAAUUGCUGAUGUACUAAUUUUGUUUAUUCUGUAAGUUUGGUAUUUUUUAUUUUGUCCAAAGACAUGGUACUACUAUUGACUCUAUACAAAAGAUGGACCAACUAAAGUGUGACUUUUUUCUCAUACUAAUUAAAUAUUUAAUGUGUCUAUAUUCAAUACAGUACACUAAAUAUGAAUGCUAAAAAACAGUUUUCAUUAGGUUUUAGCUGAAUGUCCAUUUAGUGACUGGUGUUUAGAACAAAUUAUGUGACAUGAUCCUCCUCAGCAGUGCAAAUGUCAUAUUUCAAUAAUAUGUCAUCCAUAUUGGCUUAAACAUUGUUUCAUAGUUCAUUACUGACCCUGGUGAAAACAAACAUAUUGU
This is a messenger RNA of Monopterus albus (swamp eel), 1579 nucleotides long. RefSeq names its product cornifelin homolog B-like. The record is from RefSeq and is a predicted model, not a curated record. Bases 698 to 1081 code for a protein of 127 amino acids. The transcript is spliced from 4 exons. Lineage: Eukaryota; Metazoa; Chordata; Actinopteri; Synbranchiformes; Synbranchidae.